AUGGUGUCCUCAGCGUUCCUCUCCAGCCUCCUUCUUGCUCCACAUCUCGCCAUCGCUCAAUCCUCUACAGCAGCGUCUCGCGCUUCAUCGAUCACUACAUUUGCAGCUCAGUUCACUGUCCCAGCAAGCGCCGAUGAAGGAGCCACCCUUCUACCCAACAUUUAUGAUCCGUCAGCUCCGAAUGCUCAGGCCCGCUGCCCUGGAUAUACUGCCAGCAACGUCAAGGCAUAUUCCACAAGGCUAACCGCACAUUUGACAUUGGCCGGGACGGCCUGCAAUGCGUAUGGAAGUGAUAUUCAUGAUCUUGACUUGACUGUUGAAUAUCAAACCAAUGCCCGACUACAUGUGAAUAUCCGCCCUUCCCACAUCACUGCCCAUAAUGAGAGCUGGUACCUCCUGGAUGCCGCUUACGUUCCCGCUCCCCGUCAGGGGAAUGGUCAAAUGACAACCAGUGAUUUGACAUUUUCGUGGGCCAAUUCACGAAACAGUGGCUUCGGAUUCAACGUCACGCGAAACAGUACGGGGAACGUUUUAUUUUCAACCACUGGGACCAAGUUGGUCUACGAAAAUCAGUUUAUCGAACUGGUCACUCAUCAAGAAGAAAACUACAAUCUCUACGGUCUUGGUGAAGUCAUUCAUGGCCUGAGAUUAGGCAAUAAUCUUACUCGAACUCUCUACGCUGCAGACGUUGGUGAUCCGAUCGAUCGGAAUCUUUAUGGCAGCCACCCGUUCUAUUUGCAGACCAAAUACUUUGAAGUCGAGGAGGGCAACAGUAUCACGUUGGUGACUGAACAACUGAAUACCACGGAGGCCACCAGGAACUACACUUCUUCGACCCACGGAGUCUACUUCAGAAAUGCCCACGGUAUGGAAGUUCUGCUGAAUCCCAACAAUGUCACGUGGAGAACACUGGGUGGUAGCAUAGAUUUAUACUUCUUUUCAGGCCCGACCCAACCAGAUGUCACUCGUCAAUAUCUCAACGUCAUCGGCAAGCCAGCUCUACAAAACUAUUGGGGAUUUGGAUUUCAUCAAUGCCGAUGGGGCUAUCAAAACUGGUCCGUCACUGAAGGUGUGGUCAGCAACUAUGAAAAAUUUGGGAUUCCUCUCGAAGUCAUCUGGAAUGAUAUCGAUUACAUGAACCAGUACCGAGAUUUCGACAAUGAUCCGAUUCGGUUUAGCUACUCUGAUGGACAGGACUUUCUCCAACGACUGCACAGCAGAGGCCAACACUACAUCCCCAUCAUAGAUUCUGCAAUAUAUGUGCCGAACCCCAGCAAUUCUAGCGACGCAUACCAAACCUUUAAUGACGGGAACGACACCAAGUCUUACCUCCUCAACCCAGAUGGGUCUCUGUACAUCGGUGCCGUUUGGCCCGGCUAUACGGUCUUUCCAGACUGGCUUACUCCUUCGGCGCACGCCUGGUGGAAGAACCAAAUGGUCACGUAUCAUCAAAAACUCCCCAUCGACGGCGCCUGGAUCGAUAUGAGCGAAGUGUCUUCCUUCUGUGUCGGAAGUUGCGGCACAGGCAACCUGACUUUAAAUCCCGUCCACCCCCCAUUCAAACUGUCGGGAGAGCCUGGCAACCAAAUUUUUGAAUAUCCAGAAGGCUUUAAUUUGACAAAUGCUACCCAAGCCGCAUCAGCCUCGUCAGCAUCAGAAUCUCAAGCGUCAGCCACGGCCACUUCAAGCGCGAGUUCGAGUACAUCCACGAGCUAUUUCAGAAGCACGCCCACCCCAGGUCAAAGAAACAUCAAUCACCCUCCUUACGUCCUCAACCAUGUCCAAGGAGACCUGGCAGUGCACGCCGUUUCUCCCAAUGCCACACAUCAUAAUGGUAUUCAGGAAUACGACGUCCAUAAUCUCUACGGCCACCAAAUUCUCCAAUCGACUUAUGCAGCCCUUUUAGCGGUCAUUCCCGGCAAACGACCCUUCAUCAUCGGCCGGUCGACAUUUCCGGGCUCCGGUGCUGUUGCAGGGCAUUGGGGCGGUGACAAUGCUUCCAAGUUCUACUACAUGUACUUCUCCAUCCCUCAGGCAUUGAGCUUCUCACUCUUUGGAAUCCCGAUGUUCGGUGUUGACACGUGUGGUUUCAACGGAAACAGUGACGAGGAACUGUGUACUCGCUGGAUGCAGCUCAGCGCCUUUUUCCCUUUCUAUCGGAACCACAAUGUGAUCUCGGCGAUCUCUCAGGAAGCAUACACGUGGGUCUCAACCAUUGACGCAACAAAGAUCGCCAUGAACAUCCGCUUCCAACUGCUUCCCUACCUGUAUACGCUUUUCUACCAGGCACAUACUCGAGGCGAUACCGUUAUGCGUGCUCUGGCAUGGGAGUUCCCGCAAGACCCAUCCCUCGCAAAUGCUGAUCGACAGUUCUUCCUGGGCCCUUCUAUCCUCGUAACACCGGUCCUCACACAAGGUGCCACUACUGUCGACGGCGUUUUCCCGGGUCUCGUCGAAGGCACCGACGUCUACUAUGACUGGUACAAUAAAAUUCCUGUACCCGUUCCGAGCACCAAAAAUACCACCAUUGCCGCUCCCCUGGGUCAUAUUCCAGUCUACAUUCGAGGCGGAUCGGUCCUGGCCACACAAUCGAUGGCCAUGACCACGCGCGACGCCCGCAAAACUCAAUGGUCAAUCAUCGUCGCGCCUGGCGUUGACGGCACAGCGACCGGUUCCCUAUAUCUAGACGACGGCGAAUCCCUGACACCCAACGCAACCAAAAUUGUUACCAUGACUGCAGCAAUGGGUUCUCUCAACGUCACUGUCUCAGGCAACUAUACCGGCUUAGAUCUCCCAUUGGCAAAUAUCACCAUCCUCGGCGUCCAGACGAAACCGGCCAGUAGUGCCGUGAGAAUCAACGGACUGACUGUCGCCAAUAGUAUCUACGAUUCUGAUACGAAGACGCUGUUCAUCGGUCCCUUGCAAAAUGUGCUUGGAGGCAAGAUCUGGAGUGGGAAUUGGACGUUGUCUUAA
Messenger RNA from Rhinocladiella mackenziei CBS 650.93, 2973 nucleotides. RefSeq lists its product as uncharacterized. Lineage: Eukaryota; Fungi; Ascomycota; Eurotiomycetes; Chaetothyriales; Herpotrichiellaceae. Gene Ontology annotation, molecular function: carbohydrate binding; hydrolase activity, hydrolyzing O-glycosyl compounds. Gene Ontology annotation, biological process: carbohydrate metabolic process. Bases 1 to 2973 code for a protein of 990 amino acids. The record is from RefSeq and is a predicted model, not a curated record. The transcript has a single exon.